AUGAGGUACGUUUACUGGCCAUAUCGGUGCUGGACCCAUGGCUUACCUGCACAUGCGAUGAGUUGGGUCAACCUAAUUCAACAUUUACAGCUGCAACGAGCUGUCGUCGCAACUGAAGUGAUUGUGCUCAAGCCAGUUUGGCGGACUCAGCAGGGGCUCUCAAAAUCGACAAGUUUCUCGUCAUGUAUGCCUUCUGGAAGGAACUGGAACGUAAAUUUGUGGACACCGCGGAAGUGCAUACUCUCAUCAAAGCAGGAGUGUUACCGAGUUAAUACUCUCGGUGGAUACGAACAGUUUUCAUAG
This is a messenger RNA of Chondrus crispus (carragheen), 303 nucleotides long. RefSeq lists its product as hypothetical. The record is from RefSeq and is a predicted model, not a curated record. Lineage: Eukaryota; Rhodophyta; Florideophyceae; Gigartinales; Gigartinaceae. The transcript has a single exon. Bases 1 to 303 code for a protein of 100 amino acids.